This is a messenger RNA of Rhizoctonia solani, 1332 nucleotides long. RefSeq lists its product as uncharacterized. Lineage: Eukaryota; Fungi; Basidiomycota; Agaricomycetes; Cantharellales; Ceratobasidiaceae. The record is from RefSeq and is a predicted model, not a curated record. The transcript has 2 exons. Bases 1 to 1332 code for a protein of 443 amino acids.
AUGUCGCUCGAGGAUGUACAGACCGCGCAAAACGCCCUUCGAGCGGCUAUCUACAAUCUCAAGGCGACGUACGGUAACCGUGUGAAGCAACACCAAGAGGCUGUAGCGAACAUGCGUGCGAACGAGAACGGAGGUCCCGGUGGCCCGCAGUUUGGCCAACAAGCACAGACCCAACAGCAGCAGAUGCAGCAAGUUCAACAACACAUGUUGGGGCAGCAGCCACAACAGUCUCAACAAGCCAUGGCAGCGAUGUCGCUUUUGAAUGCCAACGGAGGGCUUGCAGGGCCUCAACUCGGGCAACCACGGCCUCCAAGCCAGCCUCAAUAUGGGUCACCCAAGCCUGAGCCUGGCAAAGUCCCUAUGAACAUGAUGCAAGCUCACCAAGGGCAACAACAAGGGAAAGCCCUCCAAAUGGCCAAGCCUCAACGCAAACCGGGCGCGCCUGUCAACACGCCUUCACCUGCCGCCGCUCCUACACCUCAGAUGGAGUCUGCUCCGACGCCUUCGUCCGCCAACGAGCCUGCUACUCCCAAGUCACCGAAGAACAAGAACAAGGCUACUGCUGGCCCUAGCUCUAUCCCUGCCAUCAAGCGCACGCCGACUCAGGCGAAGAAGAAGCCCGGGAAGAUCGACUUGCCCCCUCCCGUCAUCUCUGGGUUCAACCAGCCUGUCAAGCGUCAGCGUGAAGACGACGUCCCGCCCGCCGCAGAGCCUAUUAUACCCAUCGCAGGCCCGUCGUCGCCCAAGCGGGUCAAACCGAGUUCGAAUCUGUCGUGCCGAUCAAGACUGAAAGUUGCGCCCAACCCCAAUGGGGACGGAAUCGAUCCUGACAUCCUCGCUCAACUCAGCGAGAUCUUGGAAGGCUCCGCAAACGUCGCUCCUCUUGCGUCGUCAUUGGCGCCGUCGCUCGAUCAACCACCGGACGCUGGUCCCAAGGUCGAGGACGUGUUCGACUUCUCAUACUACCUCAAUGACAACCUCGGCGAUGACGAGGCCUUGGUCGCGGGAACUUCGGGUGUUGACCCCCUUGAAGCUGACACGCCCGAUUUAAACACGAACAAAGAAACGCCCGAUUCUGCAGCUGACGAUAUUGAACACCUGGGUCAGAAGAGUCCGGGAAAGGGGGAACAGCUGUCGGCGGGGGAAGGUGGGGGUAAAAACCCUGCUGGCAGCCGAGCUCCCACACUCGGCGAGGGUUUUUGGGAGGCGUUCGACGACGGGGAAAUGCCUGAAGGCGCGUACUUCAUGGGUGGCGGUGCGAACGGCUUCAGCUGGAGCGGCCCUAUCGAUACGAGCGCGUCCUGGAUUGGGAUUACGGGCACCGCGGCAUGA